Hevea brasiliensis (rubber tree) is the source of this 1065-nucleotide messenger RNA. Its product is annotated as ethylene-responsive transcription factor 1B. Gene Ontology annotation, biological process: regulation of DNA-templated transcription; ethylene-activated signaling pathway. The record is from RefSeq and is a predicted model, not a curated record. Gene Ontology annotation, molecular function: DNA binding; DNA-binding transcription factor activity. The coding region runs from base 150 to 809 and encodes 219 amino acids. NCBI's taxonomy places the organism in Eukaryota, Viridiplantae, Streptophyta, Magnoliopsida, Malpighiales, Euphorbiaceae. The transcript has a single exon.
UUACCAUCGCUUUUUGAUUUUAUUAUUUUACUUGGCUUCGUUGCGUAUAUAAGGGGACCUCCGCCUUCAUAUUUUGUGUACCCUAUUGUGCACCUCUGGAAAGCACACCAAAAUAGUGACACAGCAGCUCAAAACCGAACCAAUUUCACAUGGAGUCCUCCAUCUUUCACUCUCCAAACUCCGAUUUCUCGUCGGAAUCUUCCUUCGGGUCGCCUGAAUCUUUCUACAGCCAAUCCUUUAGCCAACAUCCUCUCCCUUUCAAUGAAAAUGAUUCAGAGGAAAUGCUUCUUUAUGGACUAAUCUCAGAGGCCACACAAGAAACAUCGAAAACAGCUUACUCUGUUCGAAAUAUCAAGGAAGAAGAGGUCAGUUCUGUAAUUAAAGAAAAUCCCAACAAGGAGAUGAAGUCCUACAGAGGUGUUAGGAGGCGUCCAUGGGGGAAAUUUGCUGCGGAGAUAAGGGACUCCACCAGGCAUGGGAUAAGGGUAUGGUUAGGCACAUUUGAUAGUGCGGAGGCAGCUGCUCUGGCUUAUGACCAAGCUGCUUUUUCAAUGAGAGGAGCUGGGGCUAUACUCAAUUUCCCGGUUGAAAGAGUGAGGGAAUCACUCAAGGACAUCAAGUGUAGUCAAGAAGAGGGGUGCUCACCUGUAGUAGCUCUUAAGAGGAAGCACUCCAUGAGAAGGAAAAUGAUGAACAGAAGCAAGAGAGAAAGGGAUGGUAGGAUAGAAAAUGUGGUGGUUUUGGAAGAUUUAGGUGCUGAUUACUUGGAGGAGCUUCUGACUUCAUCUGAGAAUGCUAGACCUUGGUGAACAAUUAAAUAAUAUCUGCUUUUUGUAAUUUUUUCCUUUCUUUUUCUCGUCCUUUCAGUGGUAGGAAUGAUUAAACUUUGAAUAUGGAUGGAUGUGUAUGAUCUUGAUAACUUUCUUUUUUCAUUUUAUCCUUUUUUUUUUUCCGCCUGUAAAGUUUAUAGGGAUUCAAGAUUGAAGUUAUCAAUUAUAUAUCUUGAGGUGUCAACCACAUAAUACAAAUAUCAAUGAAAUGAUAUGACUACUAUCUUUCCUAGUA